Symbiodinium sp. CCMP2456 is the source of this 464-nucleotide messenger RNA. Lineage: Eukaryota; Dinophyceae; Suessiales; Symbiodiniaceae. The record is from the annotation of a GenBank genome assembly.
AUGAUCGAACUUCGUGAGUCGCCGGAGCAUGGCCCAGCGCCGAGUCCCCACCGCGACAGCGCGCGCUCGGCGUCGUCCUUCCUCUCUGCCCGGUCCUCCCUGGCCUCACAACCGGACGUGGAGGACCUCGUGGCCAUGCAGCGCAGCAUGCGCCGCGGUAUCCGCCGGGAAUACUGCCUUGGAGGGCUUUGCCUCGUGGGGCCCCUGGUGGGCUUUGGGAUCCUCUUGAUCCUGUGCGUCUACUUUGCGCGAAAGCACUGCGACGAGAACCUGGCAUCGACCUUGGGUAUGCUGGGAGCGCUGCAUCUUGGCAUGGGGGCGCUCUCUAGCGUUGGCCUACUAUGGAUGUCUUGCCAGGUGGGGAGGCUUGUGGCCUUCCGCUAUGCCGCCUUCAAGCUAAAGGAGCGAGGGGACGGCGACGGGCAGACGACUGCCGAAGCGGCCGCCGAGCUGGAGCUGCGCAG